UAUUGCACUGCGGUUGGGUAUUUGUUCGCGCUAUUUACCUAUGUAUAUUUAAUUAUCUUUAUAUCUCGACUUUUCUCAUUUGCUGCGCUCAGGCCAACUAGCCGGAGUUCCGGCACUGGUACACAAAACCAAAAUGGUGGCGUCACACUACCGGCCGGUAUUGCGGAUGAUCAAUCGAAGGAUUUCGAUUUUGAAAAGACCGAAAUGAAGUACGAUUCGACGGGUAUGUUCCACUGGAGUCCGGCUAAGAAUCUAGAAGACUGCAUACUGGAUCGCAAUCAAGCGGCAAUGACCGUUCUAAAUGGUCAUGUUGUCGUAUGCCUUUUUGCCGAUCCAGAUUCGCCGCUAAUCGGAUUGCGCAAUUUGGUGAUGCCACUGCGCGCCUCAAACUUUCACUAUCACGAACUGAAGCAUGUGGUGAUAGUCGGUUCGGUGGACUACAUCCGACGAGAAUGGAAAAUGUUACAGAAUUUGCCAAAGAUAUCGGUGUUGAAUGGUUCGCCGCUGAGUCGCGCCGAUUUGCGUGCCGUUAACGUGAAUCUGUGCGAUAUGUGUUGUAUAUUGUCGGCGAAAGUUCCUAGCAACGACGAUCCGACGCUGGCCGAUAAGGAGGCCAUUCUCGCGUCGCUCAACAUCAAGGCGAUGACCUUUGACGAUACGAUCGGUGUACUGAGUCAACGUGGGCCCGAAUUCGAUAAUCUGAGCGCGACCGCUGGCAGCCCCAUUGUGCUGCAACGGCGCGGCUCCGUUUACGGCGCGAAUGUGCCCAUGAUAACAGAACUGGUCAACGAUAGUAACGUGCAGUUUCUCGAUCAAGACGAUGAUGAUGAUCCGGAUACGGAACUAUAUCUGACGCAGCCGUUCGCCUGCGGUACCGCCUUCGCCGUUAGUGUUCUCGACUCGCUGAUGUCGACGACGUACUUUAAUCAAAACGCUUUAACGUUGAUCCGCUCUCUAAUCACCGGCGGCGCUACACCAGAGCUGGAGCUCAUACUCGCCGAAGGUGCUGGUCUGCGUGGCGGCUAUAGCACCGUGGAUAGUCUUAGCAAUCGUGACAGAUGUCGUGUUGGCCAAAUAUCUCUGUACGACGGACCAUUGGCUCAAUUCGGUGAAUGCGGCAAAUAUGGUGAUCUAUUUGUGGCGGCGCUCAAGUCGUACGGCAUGCUAUGCAUUGGCCUCUACCGAUUUCGGGACACGAGUUCAAGUUGUGAUGCGAGUAGCAAGCGCUAUGUUAUAACGAACCCACCCGAUGAUUUUUCACUACUGCCAACAGAUCAGGUUUUCGUAUUAAUGCAAUUCGAUCCGGGCUUAGAGUAUAAACCGGCCGCUGUGCGUGCGCCAGCUGGCGGUCGUGCUGCCAACACACAAGGCUCCGGGGUCGGUGGGGGUGGUUCAAACAAGGAUGAUAACUCUUGAUUGUUACUGUGUAGCGCCUUAACUGAUGGUCCUUACUCGUACAUUUGAACAAUGGAGCAAACGAUCGGGUACAAAAUAGCGCAUUUCUGGCAAUUAAUAAUCGGCAAAAUAUGGCAAAAAUUUCUAAAGGCAAUGCAAAAUGUAUCAAACAAAAAGUAUUAGAUAACACAACGGAAAGUUCGUGUUCUAAGUAGUAUAGCCAAAGAAAACUGAUUGUGAAUUGGAAAAGAAAAUUACCUAUAUGGAAAAAAUAACAAUUGUAUGUAGUACUUGGCAGACCAAGUAAAUGCGCUAUUUUGUACGUUUAUAUUUGCACAGACAUUCGCACAAGCGAACCUCAAUGGUAUUCUACAUAACAAAAUGAGGAAUGACACCAAACUACUAAACAAUUUUAUAUCGAUUUAAAGCAAAUGUCUUUGCAAAUAUAAAAUAAAACUCCAAUAAAAAAAAAUAUAUACACCAAACUGAUUCAUUGGAUCAGUAGAGUAAAAUCCAUCGUUCAAAUGGUUUAAAGAUUGCUUCCCACACCAUUCCGUCAAACUCCUCUAACUUCUUGAUAAAUUUUUCUAAAAUAUAUUUAUAACCUGUAUUUAUUUUUAUUUUAAUUAAUU
Molecule: messenger RNA, 2027 nt
Organism: Rhagoletis zephyria (snowberry fruit fly)
Lineage: Eukaryota; Metazoa; Arthropoda; Insecta; Diptera; Tephritidae
Product: calcium-activated potassium channel slowpoke-like
Biological process (GO): potassium ion transmembrane transport
Cellular component (GO): postsynaptic membrane
Molecular function (GO): large conductance calcium-activated potassium channel activity
Source: RefSeq, a predicted model, not a curated record